Messenger RNA from Colletotrichum spaethianum, 714 nucleotides. RefSeq lists its product as uncharacterized. The transcript has 2 exons. The record is from RefSeq and is a predicted model, not a curated record. The coding region runs from base 1 to 714 and encodes 237 amino acids. NCBI's taxonomy places the organism in Eukaryota, Fungi, Ascomycota, Sordariomycetes, Glomerellales, Glomerellaceae.
AUGGCUUCAGAUGCCCCCAAACCAAACAACGGCCCUCUGAUCCACAGCGCAGAGGAUUGGGUCCCGUCUUUCAAGGACGGAAAGCUCAACCUCGACGAGAGCGAAGAUGAUGGUGAGGUCCAGCGGAUCCUUACCCUACUCACGGGCGGUCAACCCUCAGCCUUGAAGAGCACCGGCAUCCUCUCGGCCUGGAAGCAAAUGGUCCAAGCAUGGUACCCGCAGUUCCUGGACGCAGAUCUCGCCUGGGUCGGCACAGAGUACGCCAAGUUCAUGGCCAUGCAGCUCAUUUACAUCAACUCACAGAAGCCCUUCGAGAGCAUGGGAUUCGAAGCUCCCUACAAUGCUGUGACCGAUGUCGACCAGGGUUAUCUUAAAUGGCUGUGUCUUAACCACCCCGACUUUUAUGAGGCCAACAAGCACAGGGUCCCCCAAUCUGCUCUCAAGGCAGAAGCCUCCAGCCCUACCGUCCCUGCCAUCAAGGCAGGGCCCUCCAAGGAUCCCGUCCCUGCGGCCAACGCAGGUGCGUCUUCGAGCAGCUCGAAGCAGGCAACUCAUUGUUCCAAAACCGGUACCGCUCCUUUGCAGCCGAACAAAGACACCAAGGCACCUGUUCAGGCCAGGGCCUCCGCUACCGUUCAAGAGUCCAACCCUCAACCCAGCAACAUCGAUGCAUUGGUGGAGGCAAGCAGACAGGAGCGAGAGGAUUUGUUUUAG